Trichomonas vaginalis G3 is the source of this 399-nucleotide messenger RNA. RefSeq lists its product as uncharacterized. The record is from RefSeq and is a predicted model, not a curated record. Bases 1 to 399 code for a protein of 132 amino acids. NCBI's taxonomy places the organism in Eukaryota, Parabasalia, Trichomonadida, Trichomonadidae. The transcript has a single exon.
AUGUUCAAGGCUUUUGAACUCAUUCAAACCAAAUACCCUAGAUUUCCAACUCCAAAAUUUAAUUACGCUCAUACUUCCUUCCCUUAUACCCUUAAAUUGUUUAACGAGGCAAUGAAGGAGUUUCCAAUAGUGCAGGAGCAAAUAAAACAAAAAUUCAGAACCCGCGACAUGAUCCAAUUUCAAAGUUUCCUCACUUAUGCAAUAGCCAGGAAUGCAGCUGAUACAAUAGAAGAUGAUUACAUAUUAUUGUCUAACGAAGGUUGCGAUAGCCUUGCAAAACAAAUAGUGGAGGGAACAUUCGACAAAUCAUCUGUUUGUAUGAACUAUUGCGACGCAGAAAGUAUUUCAAAGAUUAUUAAUUUUUACCCUAAGAGUGAAUAUGAAAAAAAUGAACUAUAA